This is a messenger RNA of Rattus norvegicus (Norway rat), 920 nucleotides long. RefSeq names its product mitochondrial ribosomal protein S21 (gene Mrps21). The record is from RefSeq and is a predicted model, not a curated record. Gene Ontology annotation, cellular component: mitochondrion; cytoplasm; ribosome. Gene Ontology annotation, molecular function: structural constituent of ribosome. Lineage: Eukaryota; Metazoa; Chordata; Mammalia; Rodentia; Muridae. Gene Ontology annotation, biological process: translation.
UCGGAGUCCGAAUUCGGAGGCCGCUGGUAGGGAGCUGGGGAGGUGUGGGGGUCACUGAGCUGCAAAACGUGAAUGGCGGUAGGACAGAAUUUCGUGUGGCAGCCUGGUGCCUAGGGACGAACGAGGAGUUCUUUCCAACUCUCAGCGGAAACCUGUUUUUUGGUUUGGUUUGGUUUGGGUUUUCGAGAAUGUUUGUAGCUCUGUAUGUAGCCCUGGCUGCCCUGGAACUCGUUCCGUAGACCAGGCUGGCCUCGAACUCUAGAGAUCCGCUUGCCUCUGCCUCCCAAAUUAAAGUCGUGUGCCACCACCGCCGGGCAAUUAUCUUUUUAAUUUAUUUUUUGGUGCGGCCCUGGGUGAGGGUGGGGGGUGAAAAUCAGGACAGCUUGCAGUAGUCUGUCCCCUCUUUCCACCAUAUGGAUCCAGGGCUCCAACUCAGGUCGUCAAGCUUGGCGGCAAGUGCCUUUACUUGCUGAGCCAUAUCACCGUGCAGUGAGAGGAUUGUUGUCUAUAGGUCCUGAAGAAUGAAGAUUUAAAUUCAAGGUCAUGGCUAAACAUCUGAAGUUCAUUGCCAGGACUGUGAUGGUUCAGGAGGGGAACGUGGAAGGUGCCUACAGGACCCUGAACAGAAUCCUCACCACCGACGGGCUUAUUGACGUCAUAAAGCGACGACGCUACUAUGAGAAGCCUUGCCGCCGCCGCCAGAGGGAGAGCUAUGAAACAUGCCGGAGGAUCUACAACAUGGAAAUGGCUCGAAAGAUUAACUUCUUGAUGCGAAAGAACCGUGCAGACCCAUGGCUGGGCUGCUAAGGCUUGAGCCCACAUUGUUUCUACGUCCAACUCCUUUUUUUAUGCAACCAAUUUCUGUUACUUUUCUCCACAAUAAACUCAAUCACAGGUGAACAAGAAGGCUUGGACAUACA